GGAUGUUAUAAAUGGGUACCAUUGAACAGAUGCCGUCGUCAUGGAACGAGUAUAUAUCGCUCGUACUGACGGACAGUGGCUUCGUGACGAAUAGCGCCAUCUACGGCACGGAGGGGCGGAAGUGGGCCUCAACUCCCGGAUAUGGCGUUACCAGUGACGAAAUAAAAACUCUUGUGUUUGGAUUCAUCGAUCCAUCAAAACUAUGGAAGGACGGUGUUCGGGUCGGAGGACGGGCGUUCACAUGCACACGUGCGGAGAGCGGUCUGAUCGUGGGCCGAGAAAGCACGGAGGGCGCGGGAUGUGUCGUUUUCCGGUGUAAUAAGUGUCUAGUGAUAGCUACGCACGAGGAAGGUGCACACCCAGGCGGCUGUUAUAAUGUGGUGACUAAACUAGGGGAAUAUUUAAAGGAGCAAGGUAUAUAGCGUAUAAAGUUGAAUUAUGAUUUAUGCUAUAGGUUGUUUGGUGUACAGCAAGGGCAGGUGCCGUGUGUGAUACUGAUUGUUAUAAUAAUACACGUACAUAUAUAUUAAGUUUUGUAAUACAGAUACAAUUAGCUUGUGUUCACGAAAUUGAAUAAGGGCAAUUAUGUUAAGUGUGAUUAUGCCUUGUUCAUGAAUUGUUGUUUAUAUAACGUUCGCUUUGUUGGUUAAAUUAUGCUUCCAUUAAAGAGAG
This is a messenger RNA of Mya arenaria, 672 nucleotides long. RefSeq names its product profilin-1A-like. The record is from RefSeq and is a predicted model, not a curated record. Gene Ontology annotation, molecular function: actin monomer binding. Bases 12 to 422 code for a protein of 136 amino acids. The transcript has 2 exons. Gene Ontology annotation, cellular component: cell cortex. Lineage: Eukaryota; Metazoa; Mollusca; Bivalvia; Myida; Myidae.